AUGGUAUGGAUCAAUGGUUGUCCCCAGUUUCUGAUAGAUUCCCCCAUAACACAUGAAGAUAUCAUCCAAAUCAUUCAUAUCCCCCACACACCACUUGUUACCAUUCUAACACCUACCAGUGUAUAUAUAUUCCAUCAAUUCACAUUACUUCCCUUAACAUCACAUGUCAGAUCUCCAACAAGUAUAGAGAACAAUGGUAAGAAUCUAGAACUUAAGGUAAAACACGUAAGUGUCAACACUAGCAAAUUUCAGAAAUUAAACACCGUUAAUUUAUUCAUUCAAACCGAUUCAAACUACUUGAUUAUAUAUCAAUGUCAAAUUAAUUAUUCCAAGUCUUUAUAUGAGGUACAUAAUUCCAAUAACGAGCUAAUUCAAACUGGAUUACCUUUGAGUGAUACAUCGCUUAAGUUUUCCUUAUCUGGGUUAAUAAAAUCAGCAACAAAAUCAAUUAUUCAUGGUAACGAAGAGUCCCUAGUUAAUCUUGAGAAUAUUGAAAGCAUAAAUAAUGCCAGUUUAGAAGACGAAUUGGGUAAUUCUGCAAUUGAGUUCGUCAAGAUUUCCAUUUUUAAGAUUUUGAAAAUUGGGAUCAAAUUACAAAACUUUUGGCUACAACAAAACUCCCACUAUUUGAUAAUAUUCAACAAUAACAACACUGAUUCUGAAGAUAAAACUGAAGAUUCUCGAUUCCAAGUGGUCAAUAUAUUCAACUUCAAAACUGAUUUAUUUCAGUCAAGUGAAUUCAGCUGGUAUAAACAAAACUCCAAAAUUACUUAUAUAAAAUUCAAUGUAUUUUUCAACUAUUUCCUUUUUGUUAAUAGAAGGAAUGAAUUAUGGAUUAUGGAAUUUGAUAAAGAAAAUAAAGAAAUAACAACCAAGGGUCACAAAUUGCUUAUCUUUGAAGAAGAAGAAGAAUUGACCAAUAUUCAAUUCUGGUUUAAUCCUCAAUGUCAAUUAAUAAUCAUCCGAGUUAAUCAUGAAUUGAGGAUGUAUAAAAUGGAGCAAAAUACAAUUGAACUCUUAAAAGUUCUAGAUGAAAACGCGAGCCCUAAUUUGGUGAUCAAUUGGUCUCCUUGUGGUGCUUACUUUGUCAUUACAAAUCCAAAUACAGGAUAUUGGAAGCUAUGUUCAAAAUUUGGAAAUGUUACCUUCAAUAGUGAAGAAACUUUACAAGAAUUGGAUGAUCAUCCGGAAGAAAAUCGAAAGUUUUUAAAAGCAUCAAUUAUAUCUAUUUCCGGAAAUGCCAUGAACUUGUAUCUUUUGAGUCAUGACAAGUCAAAGCUUUUCUUUAUCAAUCUAGUAAGAAUUAUCAGUGAUGCGCAGCGUGGAUUACUUUAUGACAAUGAAUAUAUCAGCAUAAUUCAAAAUAACCGAAACUUGAUUAGAUUCCCAAUAUUGCCUAAAUUUAAGAAGUUCUUAUCGAAUCAAGAAAUUUACAACGGCAACAUCAACAAAUCGAUUAAAAGUGCUACAGGGAAAUUUAGCCUUGCUCGGAAUGAUUUCAAUCAAAUUUCCAUAUCAUAUGGUGAUUGCUUAAGUGUGUCUACGCCUUAUUGUUCUGGUGAUGAUAAGAUCAACCACAUACUUUGGUUUAACUUCAAGAGUUAUUUCGCCGAAUCCAUGAAUAUAGUGAAGCAUUUUUGGUUUAAGGAUUAUUUACUAGUGGUUAACCGGAAAUCUAAACAUGCAUUUACUGAUGAUGAUAAUCCAAAUAGUGUCGAUUCAAAUGAUCAUUUGGUUGAUGAAUUUAUUGUGUUUGAUACCUCGUCAACUAGAUAUGGUAUGGGUGGAGAAGAUAUCAGUUUUAAUAGUGAUUCAUUGCUUUGGAAGUAUGACUUUAAAACCACGUUUGUUGAUAUUCAGAUUGGUACAGAUGUUCAGGAUAAACAAACAUGUCAUGUUGUUAUCGUUACUAGUGACUAUCGAUUAAUUGUUCUUGAUUUAACUAUGGAUAAAACAAUAACCAUCAAGAAUGACGAAACUAAAUUCUACAAGAUUUUUAUCAGUGUCCGGAAAACAAUCUUGUUAUCUUCCAUAAAGAAUAAGGUUAAUUUGGAUGAUGUUAUUCAAACAAGUAUGGUCAACAAUCGUCAUUUCUUGUUUUUAUUGGAUACUGGUGAUUUAUACCUUUUGAAAAACCAACAGCUGAAUAGACAAGGGUCAGUUAUCAGUAAUAGCUCUAUGCAUUCAGGAGGAAGCACAGGGGGGAAUAACUUGUAUGAUUUGAUUAAAUUGAAUGUUAAUAUUGAAUUUUUCAAAUUUAAAACAAUUAGAUUUAACAAAUCUUCAAUUAUUGAUUUCAUAUAUUUAUUCAACAGUGAACAUAUCUUGAUUUAUGAUAUUAAUGAAUUGAUUGACAAGUCAUAUGAUAAAAGUAUCCAGACAGCACCUCAGACUAGAGAUAUGCUUAUAGGUGACGACUACGAUGAUGAACUUCAUCCAAUACUAAUAGAAAGUCAAGGAAUGCAUCCGAUUAAGUUGGAUUCAAUUCUUGAAAUUGGCCAAGACACGUAUAAGUCCCUUGAUUUGAUUGGUUUGGAGAGUUUUGCUAUAUACAAGCAAACGACAGGAGGAUUACUUAUUAAGAAUAGAGUGGCUCAUAAAUUAAUCCUUAACAAUUUUAUUGAAUUUGAUUUACUUCAUAAGGGAGAUUUAGAAAGUUCGUUUUAUAAAUACAAACAAUUUAAGAAUUUCCAUUACUGUCUUGAAUUAUUAUUGUUUAAGAACUUAACUUUGAAUCAGUCCUUGAAAAGGUUAUGUCAAUUGAUCGAAUUUACUGAUAAUGCUGAAUACAUUUAUAUAAACUGUUUAAGAAAGAUCGAAGCUGAUUAUUGGCCGAGAUUCUUCGAUGUGUUAGAAACAACUCCAGUCAAAUUCAUGAAUAGGUUGAUUGAAAUUGAUAAUGUUGAAUUGUGUUACAAUUACUUGAUCAUUUAUCUCAAUUACAAGACCGAAGACGAAACCAAAAAGGAUCAGUUGAAUUCAGAUGAUAUUCAAGUCAUUCUCAAGAUUAUUAAAAUGUUGGAUAAAUCUGGGAGAUGGGAUUGGUGUUUUGAAUUAUGUAGAUUUAUAAAACUAUUAGAACCAACUGGGAACCUCCUUGUUAAAAUACAGCAAGAGCUUUCUCAGUAG
Spathaspora passalidarum NRRL Y-27907 is the source of this 3129-nucleotide messenger RNA. It is a transcript of the gene RIC1, whose product is annotated as Ric1p. Gene Ontology annotation, cellular component: Golgi membrane; cytosol; Ric1-Rgp1 guanyl-nucleotide exchange factor complex. Gene Ontology annotation, biological process: intracellular protein transport; retrograde transport, endosome to Golgi. Gene Ontology annotation, molecular function: protein binding. Lineage: Eukaryota; Fungi; Ascomycota; Pichiomycetes; Serinales; Debaryomycetaceae. The record is from RefSeq and is a predicted model, not a curated record. The coding region runs from base 1 to 3129 and encodes 1042 amino acids. The transcript has a single exon.